Messenger RNA from Sphaerulina musiva SO2202, 1462 nucleotides. RefSeq names its product ER_lumen_recept-domain-containing protein. Gene Ontology annotation, biological process: protein retention in ER lumen; endoplasmic reticulum to Golgi vesicle-mediated transport. The coding region runs from base 55 to 1179 and encodes 374 amino acids. Gene Ontology annotation, molecular function: ER lumen protein retrieval receptor activity. Lineage: Eukaryota; Fungi; Ascomycota; Dothideomycetes; Mycosphaerellales; Mycosphaerellaceae. Gene Ontology annotation, cellular component: membrane; cis-Golgi network; endoplasmic reticulum. The transcript has 2 exons. The record is from RefSeq and is a predicted model, not a curated record.
AAACCCACUUUCAGCAAUGCACCAUUAACUGAACUACCCUCCUCCUCCUCCACCAUGGCUUCGGUCUUCCACAUGAACGUCUUCCGCAUCCUCGGCGAUGUCUCUCACACGGCCUCCAAAUGCAUCCUCAUCUGGGCCAUUCACAGCAACAAGUCGGCUGAGGGUGUCAGUCUCCUGACCCAACUGCUCUACUGCCUCGUCUUCACCACCCGCUAUCUCGAUCUCUUCUGGGUGCCGCCAUGGUUCAGCUGGUGGAACUUUGUGCUGAAGCUCUUCUACCUGGCCACAUCGGCCUAUAUCGUCUUCAUCAUGAUGCGCGUGUUUGCGCGCACGCGGGAAAAGGAGUAUGGGUGGAAGCUGGCCAUCUGGUCGCUGGCCGGGAGCACGGUCAGCGCGCCCUUGGUGUGUCUGCUGUUUGAGGGCUGGAAGAGGUCGACGCUGUCCGAGCUCCUGUGGACCUUCAGUAUCAUCUUGGAGUCGGUAUGCGUCCUGCCGCAGCUGCUCCUCCUUCGACAGACCAGCGUACCGACCGUGCUCGAUUCCUUCUACCUCGUCACGCUGGGGAGCUACCGCUUCUUCUAUAUCCUCAAUUGGAUCGUGAAGAUGUUCAGUGCCAACGAACACGUCGAUGCCACGAGCGUCAUCUUUGGUCUCAUUCAGACCGCUUUAUACGUGGACUUUGCGUGGGUGUACUGGUCCAGGCAGCGCGUGAAGCUCCGAUACGGCGGAGUGGUCGACAGCGAUGAUCUCAGCAAGAGCUUCAUUGUCAAGCGAUUCAUUGGAAAACGAGGCAACCAGAAUAGCAAUGAAGACGACGACAUUACGGAGGAGGAAGACCGGCUGGCAGAGCAGGAGAACGGAAACAUCAGGCCAGGGGCCACUCGCAGCCCAAGCGAUCGCUGGGGCGCCAGAGGUAUCAGCGUCUCUGCUGAUGAUACAUUGCAAGAGCAUCUCGACCAUUCGUCCCGCGAUGCACAGAUGGUGGACCCAUCUCACUUUGAAGACGACGACGACGACGACGACGACGUGGACAAUGUGCCACCACCGCCCGCCAAAGAUCCCGCACCCCAUUCAAAGGCAAGCGAGAGUGCGAGCAGUGCCGGGUCGAGUAGUGCUGCUGCUGCCGCUGCUGCGGUGCCUGACGGGGAGAGUAGCAGUGCAGCGGAAUGGGACAAGUAGGCGAGCGCUGUAUGUUCAUGAUACCCCCAACGGUCGGACCUUCUCACUACCUUAUGCGUGUACUUUAGGAUACAUAUAUGUCCUGUUGUACAACAUUCUUUCUUCGCUGAUUUGCAAGUGGCUCUUUUUCUUUCACCUCGGGGCCUUCUAUCACAUCACUCUCGCACCAGUGAAGACUCGAACAGACCAGAAAGCUACAAGAUGACUUCUAUGGGUUUAGCAACGAUCUGUAUACUACCACUGCCACUACUACUAAUACUACUAAAUGACAGUAUCUUCAUGA